AUGAGUAACAAUAGCCAUCAUCGAUUUACUCGUCUCGAAGAUUUCCCCAAUGAAUUACUAUUCGAUCUAUUUGAACAGUAUAUUUCGAUUUCUGAUUUGAAAUAUGGUUGGGUUGGUCUAAAUCAACGUAUCAAUUUUAUUCUAAAAUCAAUACAACUAUCUGCAUCAACUUCAUCAUCAACUGAUCAAAUGCUUCAUUUUUUUAAAGAUCAAAUAUACAGCAUCGCUGUAUCUUAUUCAUGUACAAGUUCUUUCACUGAUUUUCCUAAUUUACGCUCAUUAUCAUUUCAACAUGCAUCCAAUAAACAUUUGUCUGACAUACAAUCAAAUUUUAUUUUAUCGAAUAUUGUUCAUCUACGAAUGGAACUAUCACCAAAUAUGUUAGCAAAGACAUCAACUCAAUUUUUGGAAACAUUAUUUUCCAAUAAAUUUAGUUCUCUUCGUAAAUUAUGUAUAUUGAAUGAAUUCGAUUUUAGUAAUUCUAUAAAAUUCAAUUCAUGGGCAGGUUCAAUAUCACUUCGUUCAAUAAAUAUUAUCAUUUCAAAUAAUUUACAUAUUUAUUCGGCUCUUCUUAUUGCUUGUCCAAAUUUGGUGCGUCUUCAUUUAACUGUUUCAUUUAUAGAUAGGAAUUCGUUAACAACUUUUCAUCAUACAAAUCUUAAACAUCUUCAACUUCGUCUCAAUACUAGUGACUGUCAACUGUUGAAAGCAAGAAUGAGUGGAUCAAAUCAAGCUACAUCAUCCGAACAAAUCAAUGACGAAAAUCGAAGAGGUCCAUUUGCUAUCGUACCCAAGUAUGAUUGUCCUCAUUUGGGUGAUAAUGCUUAUUUAUUCCUUCAAUCGACUCAACAUACUGGUGAUCAACAACCACCUUGUGUUGAUUGUAAUAAAACAGAAGAGAACUGGGCUUGUCUACAUGAAACUUGUAACUAUAUUGGUUGUUCUCGUUACCAGCAAAAACACAUGUUGAAUCAUCAUCAAACAACUGGACAUAAUAUUUGUUUUAGUUUCUCAGAUAAUUCCGUUUUUUGCUAUGCAUGUGAUAGUUACGUUGAUAGUCCUCAAUUGCAUAGUCUUAAUCGACAAUUAAAUCGUGCUUCUCAUUAA
Rotaria sordida is the source of this 1107-nucleotide messenger RNA. NCBI's taxonomy places the organism in Eukaryota, Metazoa, Rotifera, Eurotatoria, Philodinida, Philodinidae. The record is from the annotation of a GenBank genome assembly.